Messenger RNA from Danio rerio (zebrafish), 2024 nucleotides. The record is from RefSeq and is a predicted model, not a curated record. NCBI's taxonomy places the organism in Eukaryota, Metazoa, Chordata, Actinopteri, Cypriniformes, Danionidae.
AAUAAUUCUGACUUCAACUGUAUAUUAUAAACAUGAUCAACACAAAUCUGCUGGUUGGGGGCCAGUAGGUAAUUAACCUACUUGCCUCAUUUAAGUUGUUUACAGCCCUGCACAGAAAAACUGAAUGGUUACAAGUUGUAUCCGAUCAACAGUAAAGUUCUUGGUCCGCAAACAUGACCUUUGAACCAACUUCCCCUCAGUUAUAUAAAGAGUAGUGAAAUGCCUCGCUGUUUGCUGAGCACCUGCUUGAUCCGGUCUGAUCAUGAACACCAUUCAUCUUUUCUGUCUGAUUGCUCUGAGCAUCUGCAAACUAAUAACCUGUCAUCCUAUACAAAAGGAAAUGGUCCAAUCUGAUUUAACAAGAGAAAAUGUGGAAGACAAGAUCAGCAGCUAUGGAUUAUUUAUGAUGACUAAAUUAAUUAAUGGUAUAGGAAAUGCCAUUUAUCGAGAGUCAAAUGGAGCUGUUUUACUAAAGAAAAGAAACAAAGACUGCUUCUCACUACUUGAUAUUAAAAGACAUAUUAUAAUGUGCUUGGAUACAACCAAGAAGCCAUAUAUUUUUGUUGACAACACCAAGGACUGCUUUAAAACAAUUCAAAGAAAGAUUUCCCGACAUGCUUUGUGUUCAUGGAGGAAUGAUGCAAAAACCAAAGAAUUACCACCUCCUCCUCUGCAUUUAAACAACCAUAAUUCUCAUCUCAGGCUUAGAAGAAGCCAGCAUUUUGACCCGACUGAUCCUUUGGGAUUCGAGAAUCCAAAGUCAAGGACCACGAAUUAUCAAAGACAGAAUAAAGAGCACGAGCGUGAGCGCACCAGUAAUGUUUCUAGAGAGACCAUCACUUCCUGCGAUGACCCUUUACAUGUACUGCUCUCCAAGAGCCCAGUCAGUCCAAACUUACAAAAAGAGAAGAAAUACAAGCAAGUCGCACCGAUUGAUCCAUUCUGAACAAAUUCCUGAGCUCUUAAAAAGUUCUUAAACUUAAGGAAACACAUCUACUUGGGAAGCUUUCACUUUUUGGAGGAUAUGUAAAAGCAUACACUGAUAGUGCAAUGUCAAGAAACCAAAUGGUUCCAAGAAAUUAUUGCAUAUAUAUGGCACAAUCCAGGGGAUGUAUUAAAAAAAGAUCCUAACUUUAAAAUCGUAGCAUAUUAGUUUGGUAACCUGGUAAUUCAGUCACCUAAUGACCAAACAUACUAAAAAAAUCCUAAAAAACUCCCCUAACUUUAAAAUUAUUUGAAAGCAAAUGGAGAAAAAAACACAAUUGCACCGUCCAAAAAUGGCAUUCAAUUUAUAAAAUAUUACAUAUGAAGAAUGGAGACAUUUAAUGAUGAUAGAUGCUUAGAGUACACUGAAGAUGCAUUAAAUUUCCAUGGCAAAACACUUACGGUAAUUACAGAUGCCAUAUUAUACUGCAGUUAGCACAGGACCUGCGACCAACAUUACAAGUUAUAGUGCAAGUGACUUAUUUUUUUGUAUAUCCGUUUUAGUUUUGGCUAACUCAUUAGCAGCUCCUGCAGUUUUGGUUGCUUGCUAAAAGAGAUGUGAGUGGAUUGUCGAAUUUGAUGGCAAAAUUUCUAACUAUAUAUAUGAUUUUGUAAGAAAUGCCAAAUCAAUAUUUGCUUCUGUGAAACAAAUUUAUAAAAAUAAGAAACUUGCUUUUUCAGCUCAGUAGGUUUAGGUCACUGCUUGUCAGUCCUUUCACCUUGUUAAGUCAGUUAAAAUUUAAACUACCUUGCAAUGCUGUGGCAAUAUAUCGCAGCUUUCAUAAGAACCGUGCGAGUGUCUUUUCCUGAUUAACUGAUGUAGGUCACGUAAUACUCAGAAUUAUGCAGUCUUUGUUUGCAACUUAUGUAAUCAGUUCAUAUCAUUUCAGUGUUGCAAGUACAGACCACCUAUUAUAUUUUCAACACACCUAUGGAAAAAUUAACCACUUGGAAAUUCUAUUUUCUAAAUUCCUUUCUCUGAAUCUACUGGAUUUAUUUAGAAUGUUUUUUUAUUUAUUUUUUAUUCUAUAAAUAUCUGA